This is a messenger RNA of Haliotis rufescens (red abalone), 5606 nucleotides long. RefSeq lists its product as uncharacterized. The coding region runs from base 432 to 1634 and encodes 400 amino acids. NCBI's taxonomy places the organism in Eukaryota, Metazoa, Mollusca, Gastropoda, Lepetellida, Haliotidae. The record is from RefSeq and is a predicted model, not a curated record. The transcript is spliced from 6 exons.
CAUUGUGCGUCCCGGCGACAUGGAUCGCCUCACGUGAAGCCAAACACUGUUGAAUCGACUUGCAUGGGCAAUAACAAUCAUUGCGGUUCAUUUUACCUGCUGAAUUCCUAUUGGGAAUGGAGAUCAAUAACUACCCCGCCAAUGAUAAAGGAAUGAAUGAGUCUCCGGGAUCAAACUUGAAUGCCACGCCUGUUAUGCAAGCAGGUGCAUUAUGUGAUUUAUGCAUUGAUCUGUAUUUUCCCACCUGUGAAUAUGCACAGACAACCUACAGGGGAACGAGGGUGUGUCGACCUACCUGCUAAGCAGGACUUGGUGACAAACGUGCUGUACAGGACUGCAGCGCCACACACACUCUGUGCAGGUGUGGGGAUGCGACCCACUGGAUUCUCCUAACUGUACGCAUCAACACACAGUCGGUCAGCUGCACGAAUAUGUGUCCAGAGAGUCAAGUAGCAGUAAUUAUCGUGACUGCAUUUGUCAUUCAUGGUGUUCCUGCCAGUGAUGCACCGUGUCCAGGAGGGGUGGCCUUACUUGACACACCCUUCAGUAUCACUGGGGACAAAAACAACUACACGGGCUUUAUAUGGGUACGACCCACUGGCGGCCGGUAUGUCGUCACCUGCAACCCCAGCUGCAGCCCCGUGGCCGGAUACAGGGCCACACUUAAUGACACCCACUCUGUACUGACUAUAGACAGUGUACACAGGGAAGAUGCUGGCACGUGGAAGAUCGUGGAUGCAAAUGUAGUUGGAGCCGUCCCCGACGACGUGUGUCAGCUGACGGUAGCGAAGGUUCCACAGUGUACAAUCAGCAGUGACGACGACACUGGCUCUCUGGAACCUGGCGCCCAGCUGACCCUGACAGUGAACAGCACAGAUUACUUCUGUUCUCGUGAAACUGGCUUCAGUAUCACUUCUGGUGGUGUCACUCAACAGUUGAUGAACGCCAGUAACUCACUGUUUAACCUAACCUUCAACAUUGAGCUCCAUCACUUUGGAGAUGUAACACUGAACUUUAUCUGUGACACCAACUGGACUUUGACUUGUGAUGGAGUACAGAGGCUAGUGAAAAGUCCACCAAAGUGCAACAUCAGCAGCGAUGCAGACACCAACGCACUGCAAACUGGCACAAAUAUCACUCUGACCGUGGACAUCAGAAGCUACCACUGUUCUCAUCAAGCCGAGUUUUAUAUAACUACUGGCGGCAUCACAGACGUACUGUCACAGAACGAGACAACGAGCACCUUCGCCGACAUUGUCCUCACUAGCUUCUUCAAUAUUACAGCCGAUCGUUUCGGGGAUGUCAGUGUUAUGUUUUCAUGUGUUAACAUCAACAGGACACUCCAGUGUAGUGGAGUUGAUACGAUAACAGAUGGAACAACACAAAUAUCACACGAAUCAUCAACACCAAAGAGUCCUCCUAGUACCGAAGAUCCUGAACGAGAUAUUACUCUUGGCAUUGCUAUUGGAUUUUCUCUGCUCGCUGUUGUCAUCUUUGUUAUCAUUACCGUCCUCGUCGUACGCUAUCGUGAAAGAAUACGAAGUUACUUGGUGUCUGACAAGAAACAAAACGGACAAGAGGUCAAUGUGACGGACGUCGGCAAUGAAAUGGGACCCAGCUAUGCUAACAACUGAUUCCUAAGAUUCCUGAGAGCUGUUGUUUGAUACAGAGAUCACAGCCCCAGACGAACGUACAUACGUGCUGUGGCUGCCUGUUAUCAGUGACUGAGCUUGUUCGGUUUAACACGGCCUUGAGCGUUAUAUCAGAUGUGUGGGAGAAAGUCUUAGAUACGCAUGACUUUGUGGAAACCCAUUAGCAAGGACAUGGUGCUGAAAAAAAAAAUGAUCAUCACCAGUUUGAAUUGAAAUUCGAACACACGAGCACCACUUCGUAUUGCUGAGGAACUUAUGUGACAGGGCCACCGGCACUCCCACCAGUUCAGAGUGAGAGUGAUAUAGCGACAGGAACAACACACGCACGCACGCACGCACGCACGCACGCACGCACACACACACACACAGAUAUAUAAUGUAUUAAGAUAAUAAAUAACAGCGAUAAAAUCCUUUCCGUCAUUACACGAGAUCUCCAUUGUACGAUUCCUAAUAUAUCAUAAGCAUGUUUUGAUGAGUCACUAUAAAAUACUAGUAGUGAUAAUACCUUGAAAAGGUGUACGUAUCCCACGUGUGACAAAUGUCACACGCACAAGCAAAAGAUUGAAAGGAGGACAUCACAGGAAUGAUAUGGAAAAUACCAGGUCGAAGAAAAACGUGUUAAGUCAGGUAUAUCAUUGGCUGUAGGUAAUGCUAUUUCGGUCCUCGGGGUCUUGCAAUACAUCUGAUCUCUGCAUGAGGCCCCUACAGAAACCAGUUAUUGUAUAAAUAGAUAUACCUUAAUACAAUAGUCAUACCAUUAAAUCUAACGUGUAAUGCACAGAAAAUGUAUCAUGAUACUUUGUAGCUUACAGGAAGCUUAAAAUGUAUAGUAGUUGAAAGGAAACACAUUUCUACACAAGAUGCAGUUCGCAACAAGAAAUCAUUAUAAAGUUGUGUUCAGCUGCUAUUAUAUAUGGUGGGUCCAUUAACAUGUGGCGUUCGACCCCAUAAUAUCGAUUGUGAUUAGAACCAAAUAAGUAUUUCAAAAUAAAUUAACGGGAUCAAGUUACACGGGAGGCAGAAAGGCUAGUUUUGUAAUCGACAUUUUACUUCCAUAAUAUUAAUGGAGUAAGAGUACUUCAUGAAGAUCCGGGGUAGGAUAGAUCUUCAGCAAUCCAUGCUUGCUGUAAAAAGCGACUAUGGUUAACGUUGUCGAAGAGACGACUAACGAGAUCGGGUGGUUUGGCUCGCUGACUUGGUUCAUGCAUGUCAUCGUAUUCCAUUUACGUAGAUCGAUGCUCAUGGUGUCAAUCAAUGGAUUGUCUGGUCCAGACUCAAUUAUUUAGAGACCGCCGUCAUAUAGCUGGAAUAGUACUGAGUGCGGUGUGAGUGCGGUGUUAAACACCAAACAAACAAACAAAUCAUUUCCCGAUGAACGUCAGUAUGUCACGUGAUAACGUCAUCAAUCGAGUGGAGAGAUACAGAACUACUUAAGGGGAAUUCCUCAAUGUCUAAAAAUAACAUUAAAAUGGGACGGUAUCUUCAUACGACAAUUUCUUUUAGAUGCAAAAUGCAAAAUCAAAACUUACUUUUCAAAUAAAUAACGCAUAUGGCUACCGUUGAAUCAGAAAUAUGGCCUAAUUGCAAACAUUAGGGAAAACUAGUUUCAAUCUUUCAUGGCUGAUGUAUCUAAAUAUUCACAGUCUUCAAAAUGGUACACAGCCCACUUUCUGAGACCGACAUUGAUUCAGGCUAUGAAUGAAGCAGGCUUUGAAGCCAGACAGAUCAUGCCCAUGUCAGGGCACCAAAAUGAAGCGGCGCCUCCAGAGGUAAUCCUCGUCAUCCCCAAAUUUCACACAACGUUCCUAAUAGUCGAUUUGCAGCAUUAACCAUGUCUGGAUUUCUUUCCAAUUCAAACUUUUCUGGGAGCUAUUCGCUAACUUCUGUUUCAAGUAAAUGACGUUGCCGUAGCCCCCAUUUUAUGACGUUUGUAAAACCAAGGGACGUGCUGUCCAUUGUCACCCUUCAGUGCUGUCCAUUGUCACCCUUCAGUGUUGUCCAUUGUCACCCUUCAGUGCUGUCCAUUGUCACCCUUCAGUGUUGUCUAUUGUCACCCUUCUGUGUUGUCCAUUGUCACCCUUCAGUGCUGUCCAUUGUCACCCUUCUGUGUUGUCCAUUGUCACCCUUCAGUGUUGUCCAUUGUCACCCUUCAGUGCUGUCCAUUGUCACCCUUCUGUGUUGUCCAUUGUCACCCUUCAGUGUUGUCCAUUGUCACCCUUCUGUGUUGUCCAUUGUCACCCUUCUGUGUUGUCCAUUGUCACCCUUCUGUGUUGUCCAUUGUCACCCUUCAGUGUUGUCCAUUGUCACCCUUCAGUGUUGUCCAUUGUCACCCUUCAGUGUUGUCCAUUGUCACCCUUCAGUGUUGUCUAUUGUCACCCUUCUGUGUUGUCCAUUGUCACCCUUCAGUGUUGUCUAUUGUCACCCUUCUGUGUUGUCCAUUGUCACCCUUCUGUGUUGUCCAUUGUCACCCUUCAGUUUUGUCCAUUGUCACCCUUCUGUGUUGUCCAUUGUCACCCUUCAGUGUUGUCUAUUGUCACCCUUCUGUGUUGUCCAUUGUCACCCUUCAGUGUUGUCCAUUGUCACCCUUCAGUGUUGUCCAUUGUCACCCUUCAGUGUUGUCUAUUGUCACCCUUCUGUGUUGUCCAUUGUCACCCUUCAGUGUUGUCUAUUGUCACCCUUCUGUGUUGUCCAUUGUCACCCUUCUGUGUUGUCCAUUGUCACCCUUCAGUUUUGUUCAUUGUCACCCUUCAGUGUUGUCCAUUGUCACCCUUCUGUGUUGUCUAUUGUCACCCUUCUGUGUUGUCCAUUGUCACCCUUCUGUGUUGUCCAUUGUCACCCUUCUGUGUUGUCCAUUGUCACCCUUCAGUUUUGUCCAUUGUCACCCUUCAGUGUUGGCUAUUGUCACCCUUCUGUGUUGUCCAUUGUCACCCUUCUGUGUUGUCCAUUGUCACCCUUCUGUGUUGUCCAUUGUCACCCUUCUGUGUUGUCCAUUGUCACCCUUCAGUGCUGUGCAUUGUCUCAAUAAUCUCUCCUCUCCUCUGACACUACUGGACAGAUAGGUUUGACACUUUACAUGCAUGUCUCGGUCCAAAUGCUCCCUGCUAUGAUGACCUGGUUUUGGUUGCUAGCGAGCUUUAGGUCGUUUUUAUUUUGUGUUUUUGAAUAAUAGUUUCUUUUUUAAAAUGUCCUCAAAGUAAUGUUAUAAUAAAAUUGUGUCAUACGGCAAGUUGUUGUAGUGUCCAUCGCUAACAAUUUGUUAUAUACAUUUAAUAAUGUAUAACAUUAUUUCGUCAGAUAUGGCCUAAAUUAUGUCGAUGUGACUAUAAAUUUUAACUCACUCUCUCACACUUGAAAAGAGUGCACACAGUCUACAGUUUAACAAUGAUUGUUUAUCGCUUGAUGUAAGACAUUAUUGGAAUACAUUGUAAAAUAUAUUCUUUAUCUUGCAAACAAACCCCCUAUAUUUACACCAUUGUACAUUGUAAUCUUGUUUUCCAUCACCCACUAGUAUGAAAUACAUACCCGACUGAGUAAUGUUGACUCCUUCAUAAAGCUACGUCUGACUGAGAGGAAAAGCCUUCUGUAAAACGUUGUCUACAUUGUGCAUGAUAUAGUACAAAGGAAGCUUAAUUAUUGAAAUAUGGAUUGAACUACGAUGUGUUACGAUGCAUGUGAAAGUCCUUAUCAUAAUUCCAUGCUGUGUUGACUAUCUACAGAGGAUUUAUAUACAUUAUUGAUGAAUAAUCUACACGUUGCGUUUUGCUUUGAUCAAUGUAGUAUUGUUAUUCAAAUAGUUUAUAUAUUGUAUAUAAUCGUAAAAUACAUGUCACACUUGAUUAUGAUCUCUGACCUUAGGAUUGCCCCUUACUUUGAAUGCAAUAAGCAUAUGGCAAGUGAUGUCUUAAGUGUUUGCAUACCUUCAGUUGAUAAAGACACACGUUUCUUACCUGCAUA